Messenger RNA from Aspergillus ruber CBS 135680, 1528 nucleotides. RefSeq names its product branched-chain amino acid aminotransferase II. The transcript has 3 exons. The record is from RefSeq and is a predicted model, not a curated record. Lineage: Eukaryota; Fungi; Ascomycota; Eurotiomycetes; Eurotiales; Aspergillaceae. Gene Ontology annotation, biological process: L-valine biosynthetic process; L-leucine biosynthetic process. The coding region runs from base 100 to 1290 and encodes 396 amino acids. Gene Ontology annotation, cellular component: mitochondrion. Gene Ontology annotation, molecular function: branched-chain-amino-acid:2-oxoglutarate transaminase activity.
GAAAAUGAAGUUGUUGGUCGAGUUCACUUAUAAGCAUUCGAGAGAACGAAGCAACAUGGAAGAUCGGUGCUUUGCCUGUUAUCACUUGAUCAUUUCAAUAUGGGUUCCCAUAUGGAUUCUGUACGGCCGCUCGACGCAUCUCAGUUGAGAUACGCCUACACCACCGCUCCACGAGAGGUACCCGAUGCCAAAAUCCUCACCGGCACCCAUAAGACAAUCUGUACCGACCACAUUAUUGUUGCAUCUUGGAACGUCGAGAGCGGCUGGUCCGUCCCGGAGCUGAAGCCCUACGGUCCUUUCAGCCUUCUUCCCAGUGCAUCCUGCCUCCACUAUGCCUACGAAUGUUUCGAAGGACUCAAGGCCUACCGAGGCCAUGACGGAAAACUACGAAUGUUUCGAACAGACUGCAAUUCCAGACGCCUUCUGAUGUCUGCCGAGCGGAUCUCCCUUCCUCAAUUUGACCCGGACGAAUUAGAAAAACUCAUAUAUGCAUUGCUCUCGGUGGAGGGUACCAAGUGGCUCCCCAAGAGUCGCGCCGGAGACUUUUUAUACGUGCGCCCAACAAUUAUCGGCACAGAUUCCCAGCUUGGCGUUGCAAGGCCAACAGAGGCUCUGUUGUAUAUCAUUGUCGGCUACAUGGCUCGCAUGGACACGCCAGCUGGCGGAAAACGCCUGCUGACGAACCCUGACGAUAUGGUUCGCUCAUGGGUGGGCGGAUUUGGUUAUGCCAAGGUUGGCGCCAACUAUGGGCCGUCGGUGCUGGCCACUCAAGAGGCCUAUCGUCGAGGUUAUCAUCAAAUUCUGUGGCUGUAUGGCCCUGAAGGCAAUUGUACCGAGGCAUGCGGGAGCAACUUCUUUGUGAUUUGGAAACGCAAGGAUGGCAAGAAGGAGCUUAUCACAGCCCCGUUGGAUGAUCAGCUAAUCUUGAAUGGAGUCACCCGCCGAAGUUGCCUUGACUUGGCGAGAGAGCGACUGAAGGAUGAGCUCGAAGCCACCGAGCGCAAGUUCACCAUUGGUGAAAUCCAGGAGGCAGCUGCGGAAGGCCGACUUCUGGAGUCGUUUGCUGCUGGUACAGCUUGGUUUAUUACUCCGAUCGCUAUGAUUCACCACCACGGAAAAGACAUCAAUAUCCCAACUGGCCCCGAUGGCACACCGACUGAAAUCACGGGGAGAAUUAAGGGAUGGUUGGGCGAUAUGAUGUAUGGGCGCGUGGAGCAUGAAUGGGCAAGAGUGGUGCCCGAGAAGGAGCUGAAGAACUUUAAAAUAAAGCGUGAUAUACUAUAUCAUUGAAACUUCAUUGUCUCUUGAUUACCGAGCCGCUCAGGUAACGAGUAGAACAAGGGCGGCGACAGCCCACCAGGUUCUCUUUUGGAGGGGACGAGAAAUAUGCAGCAACUACGGAACCAAGAAAGUAAAUGUUAUGAAAGAGGUGAGUUGUACGUUGAAUAGAUGCGGUUCACUUACAGCCUUAACCAGCGCCCUCGAGUGAUAUUUCAAGGUCAUAUAAUGCAGUGUCGGUCCAACAUAU